This is a messenger RNA of Siniperca chuatsi (mandarin fish), 407 nucleotides long. Its product is annotated as cytochrome c oxidase subunit 7C, mitochondrial. The record is from RefSeq and is a predicted model, not a curated record. Gene Ontology annotation, biological process: mitochondrial electron transport, cytochrome c to oxygen. Bases 86 to 277 code for a protein of 63 amino acids. The transcript has 3 exons. Lineage: Eukaryota; Metazoa; Chordata; Actinopteri; Centrarchiformes; Sinipercidae.
CUUGCGCCGUUCUACCGCUUACAGAAACAAGAAGGUCGCACGUAUCAGCGUUGUACUGAGGCAGAGAAGAAACCAGACAGAAAUCAUGCUGGGACAAGCUGUAAGGCGAUUCACAACGUCUGCUGUUCGUUCUUCACACUAUUCUGAAGGACCAGGGAAGAACCUGCCAUUUUCCGUGGACAACAAGUGGCGUCUUCUCGGCAUGAUGGUGGUGUUCUUUGGCAGUGGCUUUGCAUUCCCCUUCAUCGUCGUCAGACAUCAGAUUCUGAAGAAGUAAAAUGGCCCAGUGCUAUUAUUCAGCCUUCAAGGUCGUCAGUUGGAACAUAUUUAUCCAUCAGAGUUCUAUCUGUGGAGAAGAAUGGGAAUCUCUUAAUUUUCUUUGUAAAUAAAGUUUCCUCAAAUAUGAA